GGCCGCAAAGAUUUUGCGGAUUUUCCGCUUCACGCUCGCGCAUGCCCGCGCGCUCCCUCGAUCCACUACCCGUACUCUAGUACACCAUACUUUGUUUGCUUGUGUUCUGUGCACGACUUCACGUGGUUCUGUGGUGGAGUUGUGGUGGCUGUGUUUACGGCACGUGGUGAGCGAGCAGGUAUACAAAUUCACUUCCCUGCCGCUGUCGCUUACGAGCACCUUCAAAGCUUCUGCUGAUCUUAGUUGUGCCCGUCAAGAUAUAGGCCAUCUCUGCACCGUUGACAACAAUUAGCCGCAAGUGCUGAUUGCGGCUGGUUGGCUCAGUCCAGAAACAGGACUGCAAUUGCCCCACCUAUUUUCUGCAGGCCUCACAAAUGCGAUGAGCCUAGCUGAAAGCAUCACUGCCAAAAGGGUACGCCACGUCCCUUCAAAGGUCCUUGGUCAGGUCGAGGUUGGCAUGCAGCACAGCUUGCCUUUGGCUGACAAAUCUGUCGGCUGCUCGUUAAAACCAGGGAGCGAGUCUAGGAGCGUGCAGACUACGGAGGCUGUGGAACAGUUAAGCUCCACCUCAGCAUCGAGGCCUUUAAUUUCUGCAUCAACUGCCAAAUGUGACAACUCAAAGCAAGGAUGCUUCCACCGAUGUCAGCUAUGUGACUAUGAGACUGAUGAACUAUUUCUUCUGGAAGCACAUGCCAGCGUCCAUACUGGCGAGAAGCUGUUUCAUUGCCCUUUAUGCCCUCAGAGCUUUCCACAGAAGCAGACACUGAAAACCCACCUGCUCACCCACACAGGCAAGACGCCAUUUCAAUGCACUUCAUGCUUUCGGAGCUUCUCGAUAAAGGCUCACCUGCUGCAGCACCUGCGCAUCCAUACGGGCGAGAAACCAUUUCAUUGCCUUUUAUGCCCUCAGAGCUUUUCUCAAAAGUCCAACCUGAAAAGCCACCUGCUCACCCACACAGGCGAGAAGCCAUAUCAAUGCCCUUCAUGCUCUCGGGGCUUCUCAAAAAAAUAUCACCUGAAAGCACACCUGGUGACUCACACAAACGAGAAGCCAUAUCAGUGCCCUUCAUGCUCUCGGAGCUUCUCGCGAAAAACCUCCCUGAAAGACCACCUGUGCAGCCACACAAACGAGAAGCCAUAUCAGUGCCCUUCAUGCUCUCGGAGCUUCUCGCGAAAAACCUGCCUGAAAGACCACCUGCUCACCCACACAGGCGAGAAGCCAUAUGAAUGCCCGUCAUGCUCUCAACGCUUCUCGCGCAAGUCCUGCAUGAAAGCCCAUCUGCACACCCACACAGGUGAGAAGCCAUAUCAGUGCCCUUCAUGCUCUCAGAGCUUCUCGCGAAAGACCUCCCUGAAACAGCACCUGUACAGCCACACAGGCGAGAAGCCAUACCAGUGCCCUUCAUGCUCUCGGGGCUUCUCACAAAAGCAACACCUGAAAGAGCACCUGGUGACUCACACAAGCGAGAAGCCAUUUGACUGCCCUUCAUGCCGUCAGAGCUUCUCACGAAAGAGCAACCUGAAAGUCCACCUGCGCAUCCACACAGGCGAGAAGCCAUAUCAGUGCCCUUCAUGCUCUCAGAGCUUCUCAUACUUGAGCACCUUCAGGAAACACAUGAGGCGAGAAGCCAUUUUAGUUCCCACUCUACCUUCAGAGAUUCUCGUUCAGAAAUGCCCUGAAGAUACACAAGUGAAUUCAUACAGGUGACCGGCCGUAAAGUUGCACCGUCUGCUCCAGGUCCUCAUCACUUGAACAGACUUCAGAGAGCACAGCACCAUGGUGCUGUUAUAUAGGUCAACAAUCUCGUUCAACUAGAUUCUGAAUUACAAAAUAUACAUAUGUGUAGUAUGUUACAUAGUGUUCUACUGCAUCAGGUAGCACAAGUGUCUCUACAUACUCCUGAGAGCAAGCUUUAGCUUGAGCCAAACUCCGAUGCCGCCUAUUCAAAUACAUGUAAAAUGCAGAAACGCUUUUCUGAAUAACCAGUGGGUCGAUUAUAAUGAAAUUUGUUACAAUUGGAGAGAAAAAGUUAAAUUCUGGUGAUUGCUGGAAGCAUAGUUUUGGUUGAAGGCCUGAAUGUUAUAACAGGAAUUUACACAGAUGGUCCAGCAUGAAAAAAAUUGGAGCUAGAACUUCAUAAAUUUUUAGCUCUGUACCUGGAAUAGAUAUCAUAGCUCAGUAAGCUGCAUAAGUUAGACCUUUCAAAGCGGACAAAUUUGAUGUAUGAAUUUAUUUCUUUUGUUAAUUUCUUACACUAUUUACGGGGACCUUUCAAAUGUCCUACUGACUUAUUUUUUACUUAUUUAUUUACAAAUGCUGCUAUCUCAUUUAGAGACAUAGCAGAAGUGGGUUACAUACUAACUUAUGAACACAAAAAUGUCAACUAACAUGGUUAGGCAGUUCUUUCCGAAAUUGAUUAGUCGGCAAUAAACGCAGAGAACCAUCUAAAUUAUUCCAUAAUUCAGCAGAGUGGGGAAAAAAAGAAAAUUAUUAUUGCAAUGAAGGGAGCUAUGUUUAAUGGGUGAAUACGUCGGGUUACUUGCUCAGUAGGUGUGAUUAGCAAGGUAGGCGCUGCCACAUUUGAAGAUGGGAAUGAUGUUAGCUUAUUUCCAAACCUGGGGAACUGUCAACGUCUCAAGAGAUUUGUCAAAUAUAACUGUUAAGUACUGGGCAUUCCCUUCAGAGUAUCGCUGUAAAAAUUUCUUUGGCACUUCGUCAGCUCCAGAACGUCUUGUAGUAUCAAUUGUUAGUAAUAAGUUGUGAACACCAGCGUAAGUUAUAAUGAGAGCAGGAAGGCCUGGUAAAGUGUUGUUGAUGCAAAAAGGACGAUCGACGCCAUCGUCCUGACAAAAUACAGACUGAAAAUAAGCCUUGAAAGUUUCGAAAAUGCUCAAAGGAAGGGUGAUCGUUAAUGAUCAAUGAUGAAGUGUCAUGAGCAGCCGGAAGCACUGUUUUCCAAAACUUCAAUAAGUUUUCUUUCAACAAUGAUGAUAACAUGGUGUCGAAAUAAAAGUGCCUGGCUUCGUGCAUUUUGCUUUUUAAUUUGGACAGAAGCAGGUGCAGUAUUCAGCAUUGGUUGCUCUGACUGACAUUUUUACGUUUCUGAAGCCUCUUGAUGCCCCUGAUAAGAUGAAUAAUGUCCCUAUUAUACCAAGGCUGCUUCGGGUUGCAUUUCACGCACUUCUUGGGAACAAAUUGCGAGAUGCAUUUCUUAACAAUGUUGCAAAACAUAUCAAACAACUUGUCCACACUGCAAAGGCUGCUACAUUGUGGAAAAGCGUCAGAAGAGGAUGCUAGAAUAUUACCAAUAGAAUUGUCAUCAGCAUGGGAAAAAUUAUUGACAAUCUGAAAAUCAAGUCUAUUGCACUCACAAGUGACAUCAACCUUCAGCAGAACUCCCUUGUGAUCGGACAGGCCUUCUAUGAUUUGGCAGUCCUAUCCAUUUAGUAGUGACCUUUGGUUACGGAAAAUCAGGUCUAGGAUCGAGCUCUCUUGGGUAACGCUACUAACAAUCUGUGUCAGAUCUAACGACAAAACCAAGUCAAUAAGUGAGUCACAAAUCGGCCUGUCGUGACCAUACGAAGCCAAUGUACUCCAGUUAAUAAAUGGAGUAUUGAAAGCACCAGCAAGGAUCAAUUUGCAGUUGUGAAGCUUGUGUUUUAAUGUAUAAUCACAACAAUCUGGAAAUAUAUAUUUUUUUUCAGAAUCAGGAGCCCAGUAUAAAGCGCCAGUAGCCACCACAAGAUCACCUAUUUAUAAUUUGCACCAUACCGACUCGGUGUUAGGAAAACUCGCUAUCAUUACAAAAUCAAUGCCUUUGUGAAUAAAUAAAGCUACUUCGCUGCCCCUACCACAUAACCUGUCAGAUCGCAAGACAGAGUAAUUAGGAGGCACAAAGUCACCUUCCGUGACCAAGUCAUUUAGCCAGGUCUCAGUGACACAGAUCAGAGAUGGUUGAUGGCAUUCAAUUAGCCAAUUGAAGUGAACUAGCUUGUUCAAUAGGCUGCGUGCAUUUAUGUUCAGAGGGGCUAGGUUGUAUCUAUACCGAAGUAACUCUGUGCUGCUAGUGGGUAUGUUGCUGGAAGUUUUGAUACGCGACUUGCUGGUGUCAUCCCAUCAGUAGCAGACGCUGUCUACUAUCAGAAUGUCAAAGCUCAAUCGAACCUUGUUCAUUUUCCUAAGCUCGACCGAAUUAACCACAGACCUCUGCAUGUCUGCCACACAGAGAAAGAAAAAUUCUCACUGAUAUGAGUAUCUGACCCUUUGAAUUUAAAAGCAUUCCUUAAUAUCGAAGUCUUCACUCUGAAAUCGAGCAACAUAAGUAUGAUAGGACUCACCUUCCCAUUUUUUUGUGCACCGAGCCUGUGACAGUGCUCAACACAGUUGCAUUCUAUUUUCAGUUUCGUGGAAAGGAGCUUCAGCACAGCGGCAAGUAGUUGCUCAGGGGAUUCAAGCGAUGGCUCAGGCAGGCCAUAGAUUAUUACGCUGUUCCGACGUGAUCGGUUUUCUAAAUCGUCAUUUUUUCUGCCCAGCAGUUCGAUGGCUUUUCUAAGGCCGUCGACUGUUUCUUCUAGAGUAUACACACGCUGGUCGAUGCCAGCGGCGGCCAACGCCCACGCUUCUAUUUUCGAGAUCCUAUCUUCAAAUGCAUCAAUUUUAGCGGUCAGACUUACUAAAUCUUGGCUUAUUCGUGUUUGGCCUUCUAGCAGUUCCGUGAGCAUAUGUUCAGUUUUUGUGUAUGGGCCAGGGUUUGACUCUACAUCACCCGACAUAAUUAGCAAUACUCUCAAGGAAUGCAGCAAACAAAAAAAGGUACACAAAACGCACUCUGGGUCUGGCAGCAGCAGCAAACAACGAUCAUCACUUCUGAAGCAAUGUACACGGUGUCUAUUGCUUACCUGCAAGAUGAAGCAAGCAACGUUCAGACAGCCGUUCGCCAUGCUGCUACCGGACCCGCUGAAGAGCAGAAGCCGCGAGUCUGGCUUUAUAUCUUCCUGUGACCACGUGAGCGUUGCAGCAGUAGUCCGCCAUCCACUGUUCGACCAGCACCGAUGAAGUUCGUCGUCGUCAAUAAGCAGGUUCUCGUGUGAUACGAAAUCACACGUGCCGUUGAAGGUGGAAUCCAAGUUCACAUGUACCGGAAUGCCACGCAACCGACAAAUGGAAAAAGCAUAGUCCUCCGCAUAGUGGCGGUCGAAGCAAGCAGAGAUGUGCAAGAUGAAGCAAGCAAAGUUCAGACAGCUGUUCGUCAUGCCGCUAGCAGACUCACUAUUAUUCGCAUAUUUUAACGCCUUGUAUAAUACGUCAAUUGUGUCCACUUUAUAGAUGUCCUACUUGUGGAAUUUUACAGAAUUGUGAUAUUUUUCAUUGCUCAGUUAGAUGUAAACUCUAUAGUUUCGUUUUCUGAAAAUUCGUCAUUUUCAACAAUUGUUAAUAAAGGACUGGUGGCCUAAAUCAAAAAUUCACUACCAACAGUCACUAGAUUCUAUUUCCUUUAUAUGCAACAAGCCUCAUGAGGUUUGGGGCUGUAGUUGUCAAGAAAAACGAUUUUUCCUUUCCCAUACAUUUAUAUGGGAGCCCCCAAGCUCAAGCUUGCUCUUAAAGGGUCCCUGAAACACUUUUGCAGGGUCACCAUAUUUCUUUUCUCAACAUGUUAUCAAACACAGAGCAAAAGGAAUUAUGUGAAAUGACCCACAUAAAGCCGUAGCAGAGAAAAAAAUCAAAAUAAAGUUAAACUUUAAUUAAAAGAAGUCGGCAAAAACAGCUAUUUGCUUUGUUAUAUUGUGGCUUUUCAUUAGUCGAAAAGUAAUCGAUGUUUAUUCGUAUCUCACAAAUUACUGUUUGCAUGCCCCAACAAACUAUGUAUGUUUAUUGUAAUGAUUAUUGUUACUCUACAGAUGUCUUAAUGAUGUGUUCUUUAGGCUCCGUUUUUUUUUUCAGUAUUCUUUUUGGUACGUAUGAACUUGUUCUCUUAGACCAAUUCAUGUAUUUGUUGGCUCUCUGUUCUGGUCUACAUGGUUCAUCGUGGAUUCUGUUGAUCUUAUUCUAUUUGUGCCUUUAUUUUUUUUUACAAAUGGGUACUUUUUUAGAGGAAUUGAUAGUUCAGUAAGCUUUCCACUGUCUGUUUUGCCAGAGCACCAAAUAAAUGCCAGUGUUUGUUGAG
Dermacentor albipictus is the source of this 6164-nucleotide messenger RNA. RefSeq names its product gastrula zinc finger protein XlCGF57.1-like. Gene Ontology annotation, biological process: regulation of transcription by RNA polymerase II. NCBI's taxonomy places the organism in Eukaryota, Metazoa, Arthropoda, Arachnida, Ixodida, Ixodidae. Gene Ontology annotation, cellular component: nucleus. The record is from RefSeq and is a predicted model, not a curated record. Gene Ontology annotation, molecular function: DNA-binding transcription factor activity, RNA polymerase II-specific; RNA polymerase II cis-regulatory region sequence-specific DNA binding.